AUGUUUGUUUUGCAUAAAAUAGGAAUCAAUGUGAACUCUAAUAAUUAGGUAAUUAUAAAUCUAUAAUUCAGAAUUUAGCUAAAUAUUAUGCAUAUGUAGAUCGAUCUGAUUAUAUAUUUGGUGUUAGAGCCGUUGUAAAAGAGAUUCGGGAAUCAACUCCAGUUAUUUCAAAAAUUGGUUGA
This is a messenger RNA of Paramecium pentaurelia, 182 nucleotides long. Lineage: Eukaryota; Ciliophora; Oligohymenophorea; Peniculida; Parameciidae. The record is from the annotation of a GenBank genome assembly.